Molecule: messenger RNA, 1515 nt
Organism: Bacidia gigantensis
Lineage: Eukaryota; Fungi; Ascomycota; Lecanoromycetes; Lecanorales; Ramalinaceae
Exons: 4
Coding region: 1-1515 (504 amino acids)
Molecular function (GO): FAD binding
Source: RefSeq, a predicted model, not a curated record
AUGGCGAUCAAAGUAGGAAGCGACGGCUCGACAAUAUCUGAUGCAGAGAAACAGGCUCUGAAAGCAGCCCUCAGGGGUGACGUCCAUUUCAGAGCUGGGGUUUCAACAGAGGAUUACGAUCAGCUUCUGAGGCGGUGGAACGAGGCUUUCACGGAGCAAGCUAACAUUGUCGCCCUGGUUGAAUCUGAGCAGGACGUGUCGGAAUGCAUCAAAUUCGCGAAAGAGCACGACAUCGACAUCGCUGUUGCGGGAGGAAGACACUCUUAUCAUGGCUCAAGCUCUACCACCGGGAUGGUGAUUGGUGAGAUUAAACAGCCACAGAAUAGUACACGCUGUGCUGACGACUGUCAAGAUUUGCGCAAGCUGAACAAAGUGACCAUUGAUAAAGCCUCGAAGACUGUGACUGGUGGUGGUGGUUGCGUAGCAGGCGAUCUUGAGAAACCUGCCGAGGCGGAAGGCUUGUCGGUCGUAUUUGGCGCGAUCAAUGAGACAGGGAUCGGGGGUCUAACAACCGGCGGCGGAGCAGGGUGGCUGACUGGACGACAUGGCCUGACUAUCGACAAUCUACUCGCUGCACGCGUGGUCCUCGCUAAUGGCGAGCUGGUAAUUGCAUCUGAACAGGAGAAUGAGGACCUCUUCUGGGGCAUUCGUGGAGGCGGCAGCAAUUUCGGGAUCUGCACAGAAUUCACCUUCCGAGCGCACGAUCAAGGUCUAUGCUUUUUCCAAAUGCUCACGUUUGCCCCUGAUAAGUUGAAGGACUGCAUCUCGCUCAUAGACAAGAUUCACACAAACAUGACUGAGCCGGCCAACGGAAGGUUCCAGCCCAUGUUCGUGAUGAUGGCACCACCUGGGAAGCCUCAUUGUCCUGGUUUCAUGGUCUUCUACGACGGACCCGAGGAAGAAGCUCGCAAGAUUGCAGAGCCAAUGUACUCUCUAGGUCCUGUGAAUACGAUGGGUGGGGUUUGGCCUUAUACUCAAGUGACUGGAAUAUACGGCAUGAUGAAAAUGCAGGGCUUUGAUCGAUGGGGCAGUAGUUCCGUGCACCUAGAUUAUCCAGUCAAUCAAGCAAUCGUGCUUGGCUGCGUCGCAAGGUUUCAGGAGGCCGUUCAAAGACAAGGAGCCGACUUUGCACAUUCGACCUUCAUACUGGAUCUCCGAGAUUACAGGAAAGUGGCAUCGGUAUCAUCGUCUGCCACGGCUUAUGCUGGCCGAUAUACUGCCGCCAUUCUCAUCGCCGACUUCAGGUGGGAUAAGCCAGAGCUUGAUAAGACAGCCAGAGAAGAAGCCAAGAGUAUCACCAACUACGCAAAGGAGCAGGUGAAGGAGCAGCGUAUCUUUGCAAAGACUCAAGAGGAUGGGCAAAGAGACUUGUCCAGCUUCUAUCCUAAUGUGUCUGCUGGGACUGAGAAAAUCGAGAGCGUUUUUGGUUCGAAUCUUCCGAGGUUGAAAGAGCUAAAGCAGAAGUACGAUCGGGAUUUCUUGUUCAACAAGUGGUAUCCUAUUGAUCCUAAUUGA